This is a messenger RNA of Fusarium keratoplasticum, 927 nucleotides long. RefSeq names its product HpcH-HpaI domain-containing protein. The coding region runs from base 1 to 927 and encodes 308 amino acids. The record is from RefSeq and is a predicted model, not a curated record. The transcript has a single exon. Lineage: Eukaryota; Fungi; Ascomycota; Sordariomycetes; Hypocreales; Nectriaceae. Gene Ontology annotation, molecular function: aldehyde-lyase activity. Gene Ontology annotation, cellular component: cytoplasm.
AUGGCCACUUCAAUCCCCCACUCAAUGCGAGAGAAGCUUCUCCGCAAUGAAGUCGCCUACACCAUGAGCGUCAAGCUUGUCAAGUCUGUUGAGAUCGCAGGCAUGGCCAAGACGGCUGGAUACGACGGUAUACUGAUUGACAUGGAGCAUUCCUCCUUCGACCUUGAGACGACCAGCCAGCUCUGCAUUGCCGGGCUGUACGCCGGCAUCUCCCCCAUCGUGCGAGCGCCGAGCAAGGAUCCCUUCUUCGUGUCGAGGAUCCUGGACGGCGGCGCCCUGGGGGUCAUUGUGCCACAUAUCCGCUCCGUGCAGGACGCCAAGGACGUGGUUGACGCUGCCAAGUUCCAGCCUCUGGGUCACAGAUCCUCGACGAAUGGGCUCCCUCACCAUCAGUUCCGCUCCAUCCCCGCCAAAGUCUCCAACCCCGUCACAAACGCCGCGACUCUUGUAAUUCCCAUGAUCGAGACUCUGGAAGCACUUGAGCUCGUGGACGAGAUCGCCGCUCUCGAGGGCGUGGACUCUCUGCUAAUCGGAACCAACGAUUUGACGGCAGAGAUGGGCAUCCCGGGAGACUAUGAGAACCCCCGCGUCACAGAGGCUUAUGAGCGGACCAUUGCGGCCUGCAACAAGCAUGGCAAGUGGGUUGGAGUUGGUGGUCUCCAUGCUCGUCUUGACCUUGUCGAGAAGUUCUGCAAGAUGGGAGCUCGAUGGGUCAUGGCGGCGACUGAUGCCCCCCUACUGCUGGGUGCUGCCUCCAAGAGAGGGUCAGAAAUGGCUGCUCUAAAUGUGUCUAUUGCUAAGGCGGUUUCGAAUGGCGCAAUCAAUGGAAAGGCCAACGGUACAGCCAAUGGUUCAAGUAACGGCUUGACAAGUGGUUUCACGAAUGGUUCUGCUGCUUCAGUCACGAACGGGGUGGCGACAAACUGA